GUAUCGUGAGAGUCAACCUCUUGGCUGUGAGCAGAAACAUCAGACUAGUUAUCACCGACUUCGAGAUAACAAUGUCCUCUCGUCCUUCCAUCGUCGGCCCUGAUGCUGGGCCCGACGCCCCUUAUCCUCUCCACAUGGAAGGCAAUGUAAUCUCUGGUUUUGGUCGGGGUUCCAAAGAGCUCGGCAUCCCAACUGCCAACCUCCCCGUAGACGCCGCCCUCACCCCCUGGAUCGCUGAUAUGCCCUCGGGAGUUUACUUUGGCUAUGCCUCUCUCGCACUGCCCAGCACGCACCCAGAUCACCCCGAUGCGACGACAUCCAAGGACGCUCCCAGCAGCAACGAGGCGGCUCUCCUAGCCUCUGCACCUCAGAGCAACCCGCCCUUCCACAUCUUCCCCAUGGUCAUGUCCAUCGGCUACAACCCCUUUUACAAAAACACCGUCCGUAGCGCCGAGGUCCACGUCCUACACAAGUUUACUGCCGAUUUCUACGACGUGCCUAUGCGUCUACUCAUCCUUGGCUUCAUCCGUGAGGAAAAGGACUACAAGAGCCUAGACGCUCUCAUUGAGGACAUCAACUUUGACUGCGAGGUUGCCAAAAACAGUCUCGCACGCGAGGGCUGGGUGCCGUCCAAGGGGCGUGUCAUUGGUGGUGCAAGUCUUGAUGGGAAGUUGGAUGCUCAGUGGCUUACUCGGAACGCGUGAUGGACGGAUAAGCCGUCGUUUAGAUAGAUGAACAAGGCAAAAGGCACGAGGAGUUAUGGAUAAACAAAUGGAUAUAGAAGAUACAAGUCUUU
Messenger RNA from Fusarium vanettenii 77-13-4, 796 nucleotides. RefSeq lists its product as uncharacterized. Gene Ontology annotation, cellular component: mitochondrion. Gene Ontology annotation, biological process: FMN biosynthetic process; riboflavin biosynthetic process. Lineage: Eukaryota; Fungi; Ascomycota; Sordariomycetes; Hypocreales; Nectriaceae. Gene Ontology annotation, molecular function: riboflavin kinase activity. The transcript is spliced from 2 exons. The record is from RefSeq and is a predicted model, not a curated record. The coding region runs from base 72 to 704 and encodes 210 amino acids.